Molecule: messenger RNA, 688 nt
Organism: Brassica rapa (field mustard)
Lineage: Eukaryota; Viridiplantae; Streptophyta; Magnoliopsida; Brassicales; Brassicaceae
Source: RefSeq, a predicted model, not a curated record
UGCACAAGUGUUGGUUAUAAAUUAUUCAAUGCAUGUUUUGAAAUGUGGGAAAUAAAAAAGAGUCAGCGAGAGUAAGGGAAGUCAGCGAGACAAGUGUAUUUGUAUGUGACAGAAAGCGAUGGAGUCCAAGUGGUUGAGCAAACUCGCAAAAAUGCUCUAUUUAAGACACUUACCCUUCCCCUUCAACUUGAAGAUAACACACAAACAUUUAUUCAUCUAAAUAUCUGUGGAGAGAGAGAGAGAGGAAAAAGAGAAGAAGAAUAGGAUGGCCAUCUUCUGUUUCCUUGUAGACCAGAGGAAGCAGGUCCGGGGGAGGAAGCCGGCCGCCGGUUUAUGCUCAAGAUGCGGAGGAGGAGCAGUGGUGGCUGACAUGAAAACCUCUACUAGAUUCUGUGGGGUCCCGUUUUACCGCAAAGCUUGGAAGGCCAUCGUCUGUCCUUUAUGUGGCGCCGUGCUCAAGUCGUACCACUAAUGAGCGAUGAUUUAUGAACAACCAAGUCCAACGUCUUCUUGACUUCUUCAUCUUGUUUUCUGUUUUUUUUGUUUGUUUUAAAUUCAAAUUUGUUUGUCUUAACGAAUCAAGCUACUUGCAAUUGUAUGUAGCUUGUUUGCCCAGUACUCUAGAGACCCUUAUUGUUGUUAUUCAGCUCUUUUCUGACUAAUAUUCUAUUAAAGAUUUCGAGAUGGA